Molecule: messenger RNA, 2680 nt
Organism: Cololabis saira (Pacific saury)
Lineage: Eukaryota; Metazoa; Chordata; Actinopteri; Beloniformes; Belonidae
Gene: kcnq1.1
Product: potassium voltage-gated channel, KQT-like subfamily, member 1.1
Exons: 17
Coding region: 28-2088 (686 amino acids)
Biological process (GO): transmembrane transport; potassium ion transport
Cellular component (GO): membrane; voltage-gated potassium channel complex
Molecular function (GO): voltage-gated potassium channel activity
Source: RefSeq, a predicted model, not a curated record
UGUGGAGACGGGAGGAGGAGGAGCGGGAUGUCUGACUUGUCCUCUCCCUGUGAGGGAAACACAUGGAAGUCUCGUGGAAAGAGACCACCAGAUAUGGAGCUGUCGGAAACCGCGUUCAGUGCGCACGACUCGGGGACUCCUGUGGGAACUUAUCCCGAUAGAAACGCGAUGGCAGCGGACGGAGUCUCUCCCAGCGGCGUCUCACCUGCGCACCAGCAUCCCCGCUCAUGCCACCCGCGCAUGUCCGUGCGCAUGUCGGUGUACAGCACCGGGGCUCGGCCCGGUCUCACCCGCGCUCACGUCCAGGGCCAAGUCUACAACUUUCUGGAACGGCCUUCUGGCUGGAAAUGCUUUAUGUAUCACUUCGCAGUGUUUCUCAUAGUUCUGGCCUGUCUGAUCCUCAGUGUCCUCUCAACCAUUGACCAGUACCAGACGCUGGCCCACUCCACUCUCUUCUGGGUGGAGAUAUACCUUGUGGUCUUUUUCGGUGUGGAAUAUUUUGUCCGUCUUUGGUCAGCAGGCUGCCGCAGCAAAUAUGUUGGCAUCUGGGGCCGAUUACGCUUUGCCAGGAAGCCAAUAUCUAUUAUAGAUCUCAUAGUUGUGAUUGCCUCAGUAAUUGUGCUCUCGGUGGGAUCCAAAGGGCAGGUCUUUGCAACCUCUGCUGUAAGAGGGAUUCGCUUCCUGCAGAUUCUACGUAUGCUCCAUGUUGACAGGCAAGGAGGAACCUGGCGUCUUCUUGGCUCUGUUGUUUUCAUCCACCGCCAGGAGCUGAUCACGACCCUGUACAUCGGGUUUUUGAGCCUCAUCUUCUCCUCGUAUUUUGUUUACCUGGCAGAGAAGGAUACAGUGGACAACACUGGCUCCACUGAGUUUGAAAACUAUGCUGAUGCUCUGUGGUGGGGAGUGGUCACAGUGACUACUAUUGGCUAUGGAGACAAGGUGCCCCAAACCUGGAUUGGGAAGACCAUUGCAUCCUGUUUCUCAGUAUUUGCCAUCUCCUUCUUUGCCCUACCUGCUGGAAUCCUGGGCUCAGGCUUUGCCCUGAAGGUGCAGCAGAAGCAAAGACAAAAGCACUUCAACAGACAGAUCCCUGCAGCUGCAUGUCUCAUCCAGACAGCAUGGAGAUGCUUUGCAGUGGAGAACUUUGAUUCUGCCACAUUCAAGAUGUUCUUGAGAAAGAAAUCCCACGCUGCUGCCUCCUCUUUAUCCAGCCCUAAGCCCAAAAAAUCGGUGAAGAUGAGGAGGAGGUUGAAGAGCACUGACAAAGACAACAGUCCAGCUUCCCCUACAGUUCCUAGCAUUACCCGUGACUCUGUUUUUGACAACGGGAGGGAACUGAGUUCUGAUGUUUACAGCACCGUUGGAACAGAUCGUGAGCAAUCGUGGACAUCUUUGUCUUCUUUACCAUUCAGCUCACCACUUCCAGUAAAAAGAAGCCACAUGGAAGUCCACUCCCCCACCCCAUUCCGGAGGAACUUCAGUUAUGCAGAUGAUCUGGAGCUGGAAUCGGAGCGAGAAAGUGAACUGGUUCCUGUCAGCUCAGUAUCACAGUUGACAGAGUCACACCGAAAAGCCAUUUGUGUGGUCCAGAGAAUGCGCUAUUUUGUGGCCAAGAGGAAAUUUCAGCAAGCCCGUAAGCCAUAUGAUGUACGAGACGUGAUUGAACAAUACUCCCAGGGUCACCUCAACCUUAUGGUGCGAAUCAAGGAGCUUCAGAGAAGGCUGGACCAGUCUUUAGGGAAGAUGACAUUGUUCCAGACGGGUUCAGACAGAGCCAGAGACAGAGGCAACAACUCUAUCGGAUCCAGGCUUAACAGGGUGGAGGACAAGAUAACGCACUUGGACCAGACUCUGGGCCACAUUGCAGAGUCCCUCACCUUAUUGCUGGAGCAGAAGGAGGUCGGCGUGGCUGAAGGGGUAGGCAGGCUGAGGCCGCGGCUCAAACGGACUUGUAACGUACUCCCCAGCCAAGACAGCCUGCCAAGCUAUGAGCAGCUGUCUGCGUCACCUUCUUUCCUGACAGCGAACACCCUGCCCAACCACAACCCCAACCUCAGCCUCGCUGGCAGUCAGGACGAGAGCGGCUGAGACCUGAAAGCAAACACAUUUUUGUAUAGUCAUGUGCAAAUGUUAGUCAUCCCACUUUUACAAUUCAUUUUUUGUUUUUUUUUGUACUUGAAGAACAGUAGUAAAAAUCAUUUGAUCACAGUGGAUCCUAGUUCACAUUUAUACGACGGAGUAUUAGGGCCAAACUAAGACAAAAAAAAAUGGAAAUUACGAAAAUAAAGUCAUAAUAAUAUGAGAAUAAAGUCGUAGAAUUACCAGAAUAAAGUCAUAAUGUUGUGAGAAUAAAGUCAUAAUGUUGUGAGAAUAAAGUCGUAAUAUUACGAGAAUAAAGUCGUAAUAUUACGAGAAUAAAGUCGUAAUAUUACGAGAAUAAAGUCGUAAUAUAUAAUAUAAUAUAUAAAUAUAACUUCACAAGAUGCUCAAUAUUCCUCAUUUUAACACAGGGAGAAGAGGCUCUUCCUGUUAGAGUUCUCAUAAAUUACGACUUUAUUCUCGUAAAUUACCACUUUAUUCUCAUAAAUGACCACUUUAUUCUUGUAAUAUUAUGACUUUAUUCUCAUAAAUUACCACUUUAUUCUUGUAAUAGGCUAUUACGACUUUAUUCUCGUAAUGU